AUGCGGGUGUGUGAUAUACACGACGAGCUGACCCGAGUCCGACUGCAUAUAUUACUGAAAGUGUUGACAUUAAUGCGGAUAAUUACAAAAUCGCGACAAUUAGUCGACUGCAAGAAAGAGGACGGCUUUGCGGCACUCCAUUUGGCCGCUCUUAACGGUCACUUCCAGAUCGUUGAGACGCUUAUAAUUCAAGGACAGGCGGACAUUGAUAUACAAAACAAUCGAAAGCAAACACCUUUGAUGUUAGCGGUCGGUCAGUCUCACUGCUCUAUCAUUGAGCUAUUGGUCCGAUUGGGCGCUAACGUAGACAUUGUUAAUGAGGACAACGACAGCGGUCUUCACUUAGCACUCGCUAAAUGUCGCGAACCACUCAAAGCUGAUACUGUGGUCACAAAUUCUGCUGUCAUCCCAGAGAUUCUGAAAAAACUGUCGGCUAUUGAUUUCGGACAAAACAUAAACCUAUCGAUUGCUUGUUUCCUAAUACAAGAGGGAAAUGCAGACAUCACUCUCAAGAAUAGGAGAGGAAAGACAGCGCUCGAUAUGUUAGAAAUGCCCAAACAGUCGGACAGUCAGUCGAAUACAAAUACACCGAAUUAUAAUGUGGCCAAAGAUUUUAUAUUAAGUUUAGUCGAUCGCCGCAAGAGUCGAGUGAAGACACCCCGUGGAAGAGCAGCAGUGUCUGUGAGCACAGCCUCUGAUAAUGUCAUUAAUGUUAAUCAAUCGGAUAACGACUCGACUCACACACAAGCGGUUAAUAAUAGCAGUGAGAAUGACAUCAAUACCAGUACAACGAGUGAAUGCAUUUUAUGCAACGAUUUGUUGGCAACCGUUGUAUUUAAACCAUGCGGUCAUUUAGUGGUCUGUGACUUAUGCUCCAUAAGAAUUAAACGAGACAAAUAUCUCAAUGUGUGUGUAUUGAAGAAGUUGUGGUCCAAAAAGUUUGCAUACAUUUGCUGUGAAUCACAGAAUGUAAUCCAUUGCAAACACACACAAAGAGGUCCAUCCAUGGCGUGGACUAACUAUCAGAUAUUUUUGGCUCUUCUUAUGGUCAUCACCGGAUCCAUCAAUACGUUGGCCACAAAAUGGGCGGAUAUCACAAAGUCUAUGGGAAAAGACGGCACUUAUCGGCACUUCAAUCACCCGUUCGUUCAGGCGGUGGCCAUGUUUUUGGGCGAAUUGACGUGUCUUUUGGCGUAUAAAGCGAUGUAUUUUUAUUACAAACAGAAAGACUAUACCGAAGACCAGUAUCCGACGGCCAUCGCCGGCAGCCGUACAUUCAAUCCCAUGAUUUUCCUGCCGCCGGCGUUGUGUGAUAUGACGGCCACAUCGUUGAUGUACAUCGGCCUCAACCUGACCUAUGCCUCCAGUUUCCAGAUGUUGAGGGGAGCGCUCAUUAUCUUCACCGGCCUUUUGUCCGUCGCUUUCCUUCACAGACAACUCAAGCCAUACGAAUGGUUGGGAAUAUUGUUUGUGAUGUGCGGCCUCUCUAUCGUCGGCACAAGUGAUUUGGUGUUUGGUUCAAACGAUGCCUCGUCUAGAGGUCCCAACUCUGUCAUCGCUGGCGAUCUCUUGAUAAUAAUUGCACAAAUCAUUGCCGCCUCACAAAUGGUUAUCGAAGAGAAGUAUGUUUCCGGCAAUAAUGUGUCGCCUCUUCAGGCGGUCGGUUGGGAGGGACUGUUCGGAGUGAUAAUCCUCUCAGUCCUAUUGGUUCCCAUGUAUUUCAUACCGACGGGUCAUCUCAUAUUUGACAAUCCAGACGGACAAAUGGAGGACGCGAUCGACGGCUAUCACCAAAUCAAAAACUCAUGGCAGGUGGCGGUCGCCCUCUGCGGCACAAUCGUGAGCAUAUCGUUCUUCAACUUCGCCGGCAUUAGUGUCACGAAAGCAAUGUCUGCCACCACUCGAACGGUGUUGGACUCGAUCCGCACUUUUGUGAUCUGGAUAUUCAGUCUUGUGAUUGGAUGGGAAAAGCUAUCGAAGCGAACCUACGUUCAGGUCACCGGAUUCGCUAUUCUCAUGAUUGGCAUGUUUUUGUACAACAAUGUCCUCAUCCGUCCCUUCCUUAUCAAAAGGGGUUUCAUUCGCGGCGAAGAGCCCGACGCCAGUGAUAUCCGACCCAUACUUCGCGCCGAAGAGAACGAAACGGCAGUCAAUCCCACAAUGAAUGACGUGAGAGUCAGUUGAUGGGAGAGAGAGAGAGAGAGAGUCACACAAACGUUUAGCUAAUCCUCUUUCACCAUUGCUUUGAUUAUUGCUUUUUAUAAUUGAAACGAG
Medioppia subpectinata is the source of this 2274-nucleotide messenger RNA. Lineage: Eukaryota; Metazoa; Arthropoda; Arachnida; Sarcoptiformes; Oppiidae. The record is from the annotation of a GenBank genome assembly.